Opisthocomus hoazin is the source of this 252-nucleotide messenger RNA. The record is from RefSeq and is a predicted model, not a curated record. Lineage: Eukaryota; Metazoa; Chordata; Aves; Opisthocomiformes; Opisthocomidae.
GCCUGCGACCGAGACCAGCAGUGCGGAGGAGGGAUGUGCUGCGCGGUCAGCCUCUGGAUCCGCAGCCUGCGAAUGUGCACGCCGAUGGGAAAUUUGGGAGAGGAGUGCCAUCCCUUGAGUCACCGAGUUCCCUUCUCCGGGCGGCGGAUGCACCACACCUGCCCGUGUCUCCCCGGCCUGGCCUGCGUACGGACUUCUCCCAGCAAAUUCAAAUGUUUACCAGACUUCAGAAAAGAAGAUGUCUUCUUCUAG